GGGUAGGCUCCGUGUGGCCACCCACUCAUAUAGGAAAGGCGUGUAGUUGCUCGACGCAACCGCUGGGUUUGUAACUUGACACCUGGUUGUGCGGUGCGUUUACCAUCGCUAUUUAAACCUAUUUAAAAAGGAAAGGGAUGAGUCCAACGCUCCUGACUCUGUAACCCUCUCCAAAAGAACCCAGCUUUCUGUCCGGGUGCGCGUCCCUCAAUCUGGAUCGGCAUAAAUGAAUGAAGCACAGGGGAAUAUCGACAGACAAUCGCAGGAAACUCUGCCAUACCAGCCUACCAGAAGGGAUUUAUGCUGGGUUUGACAGGCAAAUCAACACGAGUGUUUUUUCCUCUGGAAGUUCAUCACAAGCUUGUCAAAUGUGUAACACGGCGAGCGGUGUCUUCUGCCCCCUUGCAAAGGAGUCACGCUGUGAUUAACGGAUCAGGUUUUUGACUGCCAGGACAAAUGAAUACAAAUGAAUUUAGGCACCCGAAGGAGAGAUUGCAGAACCUCUCAUCUAGACACAAAGAGAGCCCUCUUGCUCUGUACCAUAUUAUACUGUACUUGUUACCCAGGACUUACACAAGUACACUCUGAAGAUGUGGACAUCCUCCAGAAGUUGGGGCUUAAGGGAGAGAAGCCGUCUCGUUCUGUGCCAGCAGGGGUCAUUCCAUUCAGAUCUGGGAUCAUCCUCAACCAGCGGGCACACAUUGAGGCUCCAUUGCGCUCAGUUUUCCCAGCAGCUGUCUGGCCCAACCUGGCCCUGAUCCUGAGUGUGCGUUCACACCGUGUCAACAGCGCUUUCCUCUUCGCCCUGCUCUCAGGACGCAAGAAGCUCUUUCUUGGUCUGCAGUUUGUUCCAGGCAAUCUGGUCCUUCACACAGGACCCAACAGUUCAGUUGCACUGCCCUAUGAGCCCCAUGAUGGUCAGUGGCACCAGCUUGCAGUGGGGAUUAAUGGACAGAGAGUGACUCUAUAUGCCUCCUGCGGAGAGCAGAGUAUUCAUGCAGACUUUGGGUGGGACAGUGAGGAGGGACUGGCCCCAGAGCUCCAAGGCUCCUUCCUGCUGGGGUGGACAAGCCAGCAGCAAGCCUCACCACACUUUGAAGGAGCCAUCUGCCAGUUUGACCUGGUCCCAUCUGCACAGGCAGCUCACAACUUCUGCAGGUACAUUAAGAAACAAUGCAGGGAAGCUGACACAUACAGGCCUAACCUUUCUCCCUUGCUACCCAUUCUACCACGAGAAACCAACAUCACAGCUACCGCUGCUACCCCUAAACGUGGUAGCCUGGAAAAAUCCAGGAAGUCUACAGGGCUGAGCUUUGCCAGGACUGCUGCUGCUGCAGCAUCAGCUGUCAGAUAUGUGCCCUCCACCCAAACAAUAAAGCCCAACCCUGGGAUAAAUCCUACACCCCUACAGGGAACUGUCAUGCCAGUCACCGUGCAGCUUGGUUUGGCCUACCCAUCAUCUCCCAAGGUCAGGACCAAAACUGUCACAGCACCACUCAGGACAAGAGAAUCCCCCACAAAAUUACCAACCCAAACACCCUCUACUUCUAGAACUCCAUAUCAGAAGCCCUCUAAACCUACUGCCCCCACCCCUACUCCUCAUAACAGCCACAAAGAGACAAUUGCAGGAACAGAUAAUAAGAAAAAACCUAUUAUUCCAGCCACUGCCAGCACCAAGUCCUCCAAGACAAAGCUUAACUCUGCCUUAUCAGAUCAAGAUGCAGUCCCAAAAACACCACAACUCACAGCAGUCAAGAAAAUACCUUUCAAGCCUAAUGUUGCACCAUCCAAAGCCACUUUGUCUAAACCUAAAACAAAUUCUGUAGUUCCUUCUAAACCAACUUUAUUCAAAGUCAACCCCUCAAAAUCAACAAUCCCCAAAACUACAACAGCUAAAACCUCCAAGUCAGUCUCCAAACAGGUCACUAAGCCAACAAAACAGGCCAAAAUGACCAAGGCUCCAGACACCCCGCAACCUACCAGACCUUCAUACAACACAGUAACACCACCUGCUACUGAUGGUUUCCAGAGCUGGGAGGUGCCACCUACUCAGUUCUCCCUGCUGACUGGACCUCUAGGACAGAAAGGAGAAACAGGCCCAUGGGGACCACCAGGACCUCCAGGAAAGCCAGGCCUGCCGGGCAAGAGGGGUCCUCGGGGUGACCCUGGUCCCCACGGAAACCCUGGCCGACCUGGUCCACCUGGACUCAAGGGGAGAAAAGGAGACCCCGGCAUCUCACCUGGACCAGCACCCAAAGGAGAGAAGGGAGACUCAGGGAUUAUUGGCCUGGUUGGACUGACUGGCCCAGCAGGUCGAAGGGGACAGAAAGGUUACCCUGGUCCACCUGGACGUCCUGGAGAACCUGGAGAGCAAGGUCCAGUCGGAAGCCCAGGUGCCAAAGGUUAUCCUGGCAGGCAGGGUUUACCAGGGCCUGUAGGACCAAUGGGGCCUAAAGGCGUUCGGGGAUUCAUUGGAUUCCCAGGGCAUUUUGGCCAGGCUGGGCCUGAUGGCGAAAGAGGCAUUCCCGGUGUACCAGGGAAGAGGGGCAAGAUGGGUAGGCCGGGGUUUCCAGGAGACUCUAGGGAGAAAGGACCACCUGGACCAGAUGGAGAGCCAGGUAACAUGGGAGCCCCAGGUCCAAACGGAGUUCCUGGACUCAUUGGUGAUAUGGGACCUGUAGGAGAAAUGGGCCUUCCAGGACCUAUUGGACUGAAGGGAGUGCCUGGAAAUCCAGGAGAGCCAGGACUGAAAGGUGAUAAGGGUGAAAUUGGGAUUCCUGGAGAGCAAGGGGAAAUUGGUUACAAAGGAGAUAAGGGUAUCCAGGGCACUCCAGGGUUACCAGGUAUCCGUGGGAAAGCAGGACCACAGGGCAAAAUUGGAGAGAGAGGCCCAGAUGGUGCACCUGGACCGCCAGGCCCUGAGGGUUUCCCUGGUGACAUGGGACCACCAGGAGAGAAUGGCCUUGAAGGACCAAAGGGAAAAACAGGGACCAGAGGUAUACCUGGGCCACAAGGGGUGCCUGGCUUGGAGGGAGAUGAGGGCUCGAUUGGACCACCAGGCCCAACAGGACUCGAGGGUGAAAUGGGCAGAAAAGGAUUUCCUGGGAAAGUUGGCCCAGAGGGAGUGAAGGGUGAGCCUGGUGUCACAGGAAAUGUUGGACCUAUGGGAGAAAGAGGCUUGGUGGGUUUCAUAGGACCUGUGGGAGAGGCAGGAAUGGCAGGAGAGAAGGGGGAUAGAGGGGAGACGGGCCUUCCCGGACCACCUGGAGAGAAGGGAUCAAUGGGUCAUCCAGGGACACCAGGGGAGACGGGACCUACAGGACCACCAGGAAGACCAGGCCCCCCUGGAGCAAUUGGGCCAGUUGGUACCAGAGGACCCAAAGGCUUGCGGGGAGCAAUAGGGCCUGACGGUCCAACAGGAGAGAUGGGAUUAGAGGGCAAGAAGGGUCCUGAUGGUCCUCCAGGAAAAAUAGGUCUCCCUGGACAACAGGGGAAGAUCGGCGAGUCAGGGGAAACUGGGCCUAAAGGUUUUCCAGGAAUCCAAGGGCCCUCUGGACCGCCAGGGGACAAGGGAAUAGCAGGUGAACCGGGACCACCUGGACCACCAGGGACUGUGGGACUGUUGGGAGAAAUUGGUCAAGUGGGUCCUCCAGGGAAGGCUGGGGAACCAGGACUGCCAGGCGAGCCAGGAGAGAAGGGAGCCAUUGGACCUGCUGGGAACAUCGGGGAGCAGGGACUAAUAGGACAGCGAGGUGAGCCGGGCCUUGAGGGAGAAGGUGGUCCAGUGGGUCCAGAUGGAGCCAAGGGUGAAAAAGGUGACAUGGGUCAGGAGGGCGACCAAGGAGAAAAAGGUGAAACUGGACUAAAGGGAGCAGAGGGUCCACCUGGAAGCCCUGGACUGACUGGUGUCAGAGGUCCAGAAGGGAAGCCUGGCAAAAGUGGGGAAGGAGGCAAACCAGGGUCAAAGGGUGCCAAAGGUAACCAAGGGUACCUUGGGGAGACUGGACCAGUGGGCAAGACAGGACCACCAGGUUUUGUUGGCCCAAAGGGGUCCAGAGGAACUACUGGACAUGUGGGAGCUCCUGGUCGAAUGGGUCAACAGGGUGAACUUGGUUUUGCAGGUUAUGAUGGCCAUCAGGGAUCAUUAGGUCCCAUGGGGCCUCCUGGACCAAAAGGUGAAAAGGGUGAGCAGGGAGAUGAUGGGAAAGUAGAAGGUCCUCCUGGUCCUCCAGGUGACAUAGGUUCUCCAGGUGACAGAGGAGAGAGAGGUGAACCAGGAGAUCUGGGGUACAAAGGUCAAGUUGGUGUGGAUGGAGAGAGAGGCAGACCUGGAGCUCCUGGACAACCUGGACAGCCUGGACCUCGAGGGCGGCAAGGACCCAAAGGGGCCAAAGGAGAUCAAGGUCAGAAAGGCAAAAAAGGACAGACAGGACAAAAAGGAGCCCGAGGACCAGAAGGUGGGGGUGGCCCUCCUGGUCCCAGAGGUGUGGUGGGCCGAGAGGGGCAGGAGGGCAUUGCUGGGGUGGAUGGGGCCCCAGGGAAGGAUGGCAAUAAAGGCAUGCCGGGAGAACAUGGUGACGAUGGGGAGUUUGGUCUUCCUGGUAAAGCUGGCUCACAUGGAAAAACUGGCGUGCCAGGCCUCCCGGGAGAACAGGGUGCCAUUGGACCAAAGGGUGAGCAGGGACUUCAUGGCCAGAGUGGUACUCCAGGGAAAAAAGGCUUUAGUGGUAGAAUGGGGCUACCAGGGCCACAGGGAGACCAAGGACCUAAAGGACAACCUGGUGAUACAGGGGAACCAGGUUUUCCAGGGAUUCUGGGAGUUUUUGGACCACAGGGGCCUCCAGGAGACUUUGGGCCAAAGGGCAUACAGGGACCAAAGGGGCCGCAGGGUAUAAUGGGCAGAAGUGGAAUUGUUGGCCCUGUGGGAAUUAUUGGUCCCAAUGGAAGUGCAGGUCCUAGAGGAGAGAAAGGCAAUCGUGGCGAGACUGGAUUUCAAGGACCAAAGGGAUCUCCUGGACGUCGUGGUCCUCCUGGACAUCCAGGUCCCCCAGGUGUCCUUCCAUCAGUUAAAGAAGAUAAUCUUGUGCUUCUGCAUUUACACACCUCACUCAGGACUGAGAAUAAGCCAAUGAUGGACCUGCCAAUGCUGGACCAGGGUGCAGAGAUUUUUAAGACCCUCCACUACCUCAGUAACCUGAUCCAGAGUCUGAAGAACCCACUGGGCACUCCGGACAACCCUGCUCGCAUCUGCAGGGACCUCCACAGUUGUGAACAGAAGCUAAAUGAUGGCACUUAUUGGAUUGACCCCAACCUGGGCUGCUCGUCAGAUACAAUAGAAGUCUCCUGUAACUUUACUGGAGGUGGACAGACUUGCCUGAAACCAAUAACACCAUCCAAACCAACAAUCAGUGCCGGUCAAGUCCAGAUGAACUUCCUGCACCUGCUGAGCUCUGAGGCUGUACAGCACAUCACCAUCCACUGCCUGAACAUCUCGGUUUGGAGGUUGGCUGAGGAUCAGCCGGCUGCUCAGGGAUCUGUACGAUUUAAGGCCUGGAGCGGGGAGGUGUUUGAGGUGGGAGGAGAGCUUGAGCCAGAAGUCAUAGAAGACUCCUGCUGGAUAAAAGAUGGCCGCUGGCACCAGACUCAUUUCAUGUUCCACUCCCUGGACCCCACCCUGCUCCCUGUGGUUGACAUCUACAACCUGCCCAACACCACUCCCGGUUCAAAUUACCACCUAGAAGUAGGUUCCGUGUGCUUCCUGUGAGGGCAGCAGUGUAAAUAUCCUGAGCAGAGAGGGAUGGCUCAUCAUCCCUGGAAGACACCUUCAUGUAGUUGUGCAGAUUGGAGCAGUCUCCUCCAAUUUGUGGCUAGACAUUGGCCAAUAGAGAACAAGCUCACCCACCCACGAACAAAUUCAGCUUCACUCUGCCAAACUCCCUCUGGACUGUAGACACACGGUGAGGAAGCACAGGGAGCUUGGGGGGGACAAAGAAAUGCUGAAGAGGAGCAGAGAAGUUCUUGCACUAAUAGCUUCUCAAUAUGGCAAAAGCGUCUUCAAGCUCUGCAAGAAGGAUCUUCACAUAUUCACCAGCUUGGAGAAGAAAAGGCUCAAUGCCACACAGUCUCUCUGGAACACUGCUGAGUGAAGGGAGACCAAGGCCAAGUCAUUCAAAGGACAUUAUAAUAACUUAUUUUUGUAACUCUAUACAGUCUGUAUACUGUGUACUGUGUGUACUUUUUUUUUGGAAAUACCAGGAAUUAAAUUCUGUCAGAAGAUAGGAAUUAAAGUAAUUGGGAUCAUUAUAUAUAACACAUACAUGUAUAUCUUAUGUAAAGAAAUAAUUUUCAAGUGCAAUAGAAAAUAAGAAGAUAAUUUGAUGUUUUAAAAGUAUAUAAACAAUUUUUCAGGGGUACCAUUUUAUUUGCCUUUGGUGCUCAUCUCUGUGUGAUCUUGCCAUGUGAAAUUUUCCAGAAGCAGGCUUAAAUUGAGCAGAAAUCACAUCUUUAUUUCCUAGUGCAUCAAAGUUUCUUCCUAACGUGGGAAAACCAGCAGCACCUAUUCAGCUCUCAGUAAAUUAGGUCUGAAGCCACAGACUAAUGCGCUCAAAUGUGGAGAGAGUCGGUGCAUUAAACAUUUAUUAUUCAUACAUCAUUGAACUGGAUGCCACUGAUGAUUAGGGAGAAUUCCAUGUGGUUACAGGGAUCAGUGGUCAGAGUAAGCAUAUGGAGAUCUCAUUCUCAGUAGUGUUUUUAUCUCUGCAAUGGUGGAGUGUGAAAUCAGACUUAUUAUUUCUUUCUUUACUUAAAUACUUAUCAUAAAAGACAGGAGGGUAGAUGUUAUUAUUAUCACAUGGGACCAGGAGUCUCUUCUUCUACCCAACUCACAGCAGAUAGACUACAGGUACAGGCAGUCCUUAGAGGAGAACUGAGCCACAGGAGAGAGGAGAGCAGAUCCAGGAAGCAAAAUAAAACCCCCAUCUUUGAUAUCAUCCUCUCUCUGAUGCAUGGUGCUAAGUAAAUUAUCUAAGGUGCUAACCAUAUUGCUGUAAUUACACCACUUUGCUAACAUAUUCUGGUGUUUAUAGUGCAUGCUUGCUUAGAUUAAUAAAAAAAAAAUCCUUAUAACAUAAUGACAUAGCUUCCAUAAUGCACUAUAAUGGUAAUAUUCCAUCUGAAACUACAUAGUUCCCUAAUAGUUCACCAUCUGUUGUUUAUUAUAAACCUUUUUCAGUGCUACAAUUUAUGAUGAGGCUUAUUCUGAGCUAGAAUAUUAUAGACAUACCUUAAAAAUCUAAGACAGAUUUCUCCUGUUGUACCCAAUAUAAAUCACAUAGUUUGAAGUAUUUCUGAAGAAUAAAGCCCCCCAUAGGUGUAUGUAAUAAUUUUAGAAACACAGCUAGUGAAGAUAGUUUUAAUUAAAGUUUCUUUGUUGUAGUUGGACACAAGUGUGUAUAAUUGUGCAAAUCUUGCUGUAUACAGUGGAUCCCCUCUUGCUAAUUUAAUGUUAUUUAAUGUUAAGGUGGUAGCUGACUGAGCAAUACUAGCAAAACUACUCUUUCUGAUGUCUUUUUAUAUUAGUUUGCCCAACUGGUCUUGGAGUUAAUAGAUUUUUUUGUGUGUAAAUUUGUGGCUCCAGAGAACAAAUUUAUUGCAAUGUUAAUUAUUUUUAUUAUGAUUUUUUAUUUUGUUAUUUUGAUUUAUGUUGUUUUUCCUCUGAUAAUCAAUCAUGUACUGUAGCAGGAUUCUGUACUAUACUAUAACGUUUGUUUUAAAGAAUUAUGCAAAUAUGUGAAAAUAGUUUCUUCUUUUUGUAAAUCUGUUGUAGACAUUAAAACCAGCUAAGAAUACCUCACAUUUGUACUCAUGACUUCUUUGGAAAUAUCAGCCAAAUACAGUGAGUUUUCAAACUCUGAACAAGACCAUUUCUGGUAUCUUUUAUCUGUCUACUCUUUAUU
Monopterus albus (swamp eel) is the source of this 7955-nucleotide messenger RNA. RefSeq names its product collagen, type XXVII, alpha 1a (gene col27a1a). Bases 467 to 5764 code for a protein of 1765 amino acids. The record is from RefSeq and is a predicted model, not a curated record. The transcript is spliced from 61 exons. NCBI's taxonomy places the organism in Eukaryota, Metazoa, Chordata, Actinopteri, Synbranchiformes, Synbranchidae. Gene Ontology annotation, cellular component: extracellular matrix. Gene Ontology annotation, molecular function: extracellular matrix structural constituent.